Lolium rigidum is the source of this 781-nucleotide messenger RNA. Its product is annotated as thioredoxin H2-2-like. The record is from RefSeq and is a predicted model, not a curated record. NCBI's taxonomy places the organism in Eukaryota, Viridiplantae, Streptophyta, Magnoliopsida, Poales, Poaceae. Bases 155 to 559 code for a protein of 134 amino acids. The transcript is spliced from 3 exons.
ACACGCGGCCCAAAGUGGAGGAGAAGCGGACGGGUCCGCAGCGCGACGCCUGCAGCGCUCAUAUAGCCUGAUACACAAACAAAGCGCUAGAGAGACUGACGAGGACGACGAGACGCACGGCCACAGCCAGCGAACGGAGCAAGAUCAAGCAAAGAUGGGCUCCCUCUUCUCGUCGGAAACCGGCAGCCCCGCUGCCGACGGCGAUUCCCCUAGCCGCGUGGUCACCUUCCGGUCCAAAGACAGGUGGGACAAGCACAUGGAAAUUGUCGGGAGUGACGCCUCCAUCCUGGUCGUGGUCCUUUUCUCGGCGGCGUGGUCCGAACCGGGCAAGAUGAUCGAGCCCAUCUUCAAGGAGCUGUCCUGCAGCAAAACCGACGCCGAGUUCGCCAAGGUCGACGUCGACGAGCUCUCGGAGGUUGCAAAAGCAUUUCGUGUAGAGGCGAUGCCGACCUUCAUACUACUGAAGGGCGGGAAGGAGGUGAGUCGCGUGCUUGGGGCCAACAGGAACGAGCUUAUAAAGCAGAUCGAACAUCACAACUCUACGCGGUCCGCCCACUGAAUACCUGUGCUCCAGAUCCGGUGCAAAGUCCUGGCUUCUCACACGUACUGGUAGGGGGCUCCUAUGUUUUUCCUAUGUUGUGGUGGCAAAUACCCUUAUAAAAUAAAAUGCUGCCAAAUUCGAAAAGCUGUAAUAAGAAUCCUGAAAACCGGAAUCACCGGUGUGUAAAUGUGCUACUACUUCGGCUUGUCUUAAUAACAUUAUGCCGCUUCCAACCCUCCA